Ylistrum balloti is the source of this 2946-nucleotide messenger RNA. RefSeq names its product prominin-1-A-like. The record is from RefSeq and is a predicted model, not a curated record. The transcript has 28 exons. Gene Ontology annotation, cellular component: membrane. The coding region runs from base 1 to 2946 and encodes 981 amino acids. Lineage: Eukaryota; Metazoa; Mollusca; Bivalvia; Pectinida; Pectinidae.
AUGGAAUUAAUAAAUAAAACAAUUAUAUUUGUGCUAUUGCUAUGUGUGGAAAUAGUGGUGGGUCGCCACACUGCAGAUCCUACAAUAUCGGAGGCAACUAUCUCGGAUAACAGUGGCAAUUCAGCAGAUGAAAAUAGCACCAUCACUUGGGUUAGCUCUUCGUCCACUGUUGACUAUAAAGCAGAUGACUUGUCCUACUCUGAUGGUGGAUUGACCACUUUAAAUAGCAUGGCCAAGGGAUUUGUUAAUCUAUGCUUUCCAGGAGGCUUUCCAUGGGAAGCUGUUGAUAAAGUGAUGGAUGGUACACUUAUGGAUGAUGUUUCAAGCAAUUGGCAAUCUUACGCUUCUCAGUUUGCAGGGUAUGUUACAUGUAUAGUGAUAGGAUUACUGUUCAUCAUACUGUUCCCUCUCAUUGGAUGCUGCUUUUGUUGCUGUCGCUGCUGUGGUUGUUGUGGUGGUAAAAUGAUGCAGAGAAGGGAGGAUGCCGAGUCUUCUUGUCGGCGGAAAGUUUAUGUUGUGUGCCUUUUCAUAGUCAUCAUUUUCACAGCGUCUGGAAUGGCAUGUGUGUUCAUUUCCAAUGACCAGUUUACAAAGACUGUGGAUACCCUAGACACAAGUGUUGCUAAUACUGUGGAUGACCUGUUUACAUUUAUAAAUGCCACAAUUGAUCAAAUAGAGCUUCUAGUGAAAGACAAUUUCAACUUCACUACAGAUGUCGUCAAGCGAGAUUUAGAUAGUGUAGGGUACCUGUUAGGUGUACCACUCCGAGAUGCAAUAGGUGUGGACUCGGGUUUAGAUGCCUGCUUUCAAACUGCUUACACACUUGUGGGAUUGGCUGACAAUGCUACAACAGACCUGGCGCAAGUUAAUACCUCAUUGGCUGCAGUAGACUCAGCCUUCAGUGAUUUGAGUACAGCUCUAACAAAUUUUAAAGCAAGCCUUGAUACCACCUUGUCCAGCUGUAAUUCUAUACAGGCUGCAUGUGAUGCCAUUGAUACCACCAGCCUUGCAACUGAUAUGAAUGCAAACUCUCUGCCAGACAUCUCCUCACAACUCUCUAAAGCGGAUGAUAUAAAAAAUGCCAAUAUGACUUCUAAAGUUCUGGAAGCUGAAGAAGAUUUCUGGCAAAUUCCAUGGAGAGUUCACAAUGAAACUAACAGCACAAUUGCAACAAUUAAAGACAAGAUUGAUGAGUUUUCCGAUCUGGUCAACCCUAUCGUCGAUUCCUUAUCUUCAGUGAGAUCCUCUGUUUUGUCAUCUUUUGACUCUGAUGCUUUACUAAGCGACUUCUCAACAUAUAUGACCACAGCACGAACAUACAAUCAGUACAGAUGGUAUGGAGGUGUUGGUUUGACUUGCAUUGUGCUGCUUGUUGUUGUCCUUCAACUACUAGGCCUUGUGUUUGCUUUGAUUGGCUAUGAUAGCAACACUGUACCAACUGAACGAGGAUGCAUGUCAAACUCUGGAGGACAAAUGUUCAUGGCGUCGGUUGGAUUUGUUUUCAUUUUUUCUUCACUGCUGAUGUUAUUGACCUCUCUUACCUACCUUAUUGGAGCACCUUUGGAAAGAUUUGUCUGUCAACCACUCACAGAUGCAGAAAUGACAGACCUUGACAGGUUGGUUGAUGAAAUUGCCUACAAACAGAUGUAUGGAGGAACUGGAUCAUUGCUGGGAAAUAUGCUCUACAGCAAUUCUACCUAUGAUAUUCCUGUCUCAGGGUUUCUUAAAGAUUGUCAAGCCAGUAAGACUGUAUACGCUGCCUUGAAGGCUGAUACCUAUGUCAACACAUCACAGAUAGACAACUAUAGAACAGAAUUUGACAUUGAGUCGGAGCUGGAUAAGAUUGAUGAUGCUGUUGACUUCACCAGUAUUAGUAUUCUGACACCAGACCUGUUAUCUAACCUGGAGGAUACAAAAACAGCCGUGGAUAUUGAUUUUUCUUCCUAUCAAUCAGAGCUUAACAAAGACCUUACACAGACUAACUUGACAGAAUUUGCAGAUAGUUUGAGAACUUUGGCUACUACAGCUGGUUCCAGUGGAGAAGCUGUACUACAAGUCAACUUAAACAAUCAUGCUAACACACUGGAUAGCAUACAGAGUACAGAAGUGGCUGCCUUACAGGAGGCUGUGGCAAAUCUUACAACUGACUUAAAUACAAUGGAAGCAACAGUCAAUGGCACAGCAGCUAAGGUAGAUGAAGUAAUUGAUUGCCUAAACAAGACGGAGCAAUAUAUACAAGCCAACACUUCAUCUCUUCUCACUUCGCUUGCAUCUAGUUUUGCAAACAGGAUAUUUGCUACCAUUGAUUCCUUCAUUAGCAAACUCUUCACUGCUCUGAGAUCUGAAUUGGGGAAAUGUGACCCUAUAUGGAAUUUAUACAACAACUUGUUUGUUAUAACCUUAUGUGGAUAUACUGUGGAUACUUUGAAUGGAUUUUGGUUUGGCAUGGGAUGGUGUAUAUUUUUCUUCAUUCCAAGUAUCAUAUUUGCUGUCAAACUUGCCAAACACUUCCGUCGAAUGCAGGAAUUGGAACCUGAAGAAAAUCUGGAGGACCAUACAGAUUUCAAUGAGAAACAUUCAUUGGCUGAGUUCAAAAGUGCUGAUCUUAAGCAAAGAUCUUUCUCAGAGGCAAACUAUGAUCAGAUAGCACAUACAUUUUCACAACCAGGAUCGGCUAACAACAAAUCACGUCCACCCUCUGCUCUCAGCAACAAAUCCCAAAAUGAAAAAUUAUCCACACACUCUGCAUUUACUCACAUAUCUGACAAGGUCAGAUCGCGUCCUGCCUCUGCAACAAGUAAAAAUUCAAAUGAUGCUAGACCUGUAUUCAAAGGGUUCCAUUUUGAUAAUGUUGUCAAACCAAUUAAAAGAAACAAAGUGGGUCAUGCCGAUGAACCGGAAAAGAAUGGUCCAAACUUCCAGGCGUACGCCGCAGUAGAUUGGUAG